Erigeron canadensis is the source of this 1038-nucleotide messenger RNA. RefSeq lists its product as uncharacterized. Gene Ontology annotation, biological process: vacuolar proton-transporting V-type ATPase complex assembly. The transcript has 5 exons. Gene Ontology annotation, cellular component: endomembrane system. NCBI's taxonomy places the organism in Eukaryota, Viridiplantae, Streptophyta, Magnoliopsida, Asterales, Asteraceae. The record is from RefSeq and is a predicted model, not a curated record. The coding region runs from base 71 to 691 and encodes 206 amino acids.
CCCGAAGUUAAAAAUAACAUCACCUCUCACUGUUAUUCCGGCCACCACCGUGAUCCCAAUCCCCGCCACAAUGAACGACGACCACUCCACCACCGGACUAACACUCUCUAAAACAGAAACCAUCCAAUCAUUUCUAUCCACGUCAACAAACAACGCCCGCCUCUCUUCACACCUCCGUGAACUCGCUUCAUCUCUAUCUCACCAACCCACUUCAUCUGUCCCUUACAACUCUUUCCGCUCCAUCUGGGUCGCAUCCGAUCCUUUAACACGACCCGAUUUACGAUCCCUGUUAUCCGGGUCAAACUUUAUCCUUAACAGCCCACAACCUCGUGAAAAGAGUGAGGAGUUGAAAGCAAGGCUAAGGAAAUUUGAGGAAGCAGCCGAAAGGAAAGCAUAUAAGGAGCUGGUGAAGGAUAUUACACCAAAAAGGGAUGAAAGUGAGCCGUUUUCUUCAUACAAGGAUCAAAUAGGCUUUGGUUUGCAUGUCGCUCUUACGAUGUUUACAUGCUAUUUGGUUGGAUAUUAUACAUUCAGAGCAUUGUUUGGCCAUAGUCCAGUAAUGCAUGCUGCUGGAGGGAUCCUUGGAUUGGUCUUGGGCAUGCUUGUAGAAACGGUUCUUUUUAUAAUAAGAACUAACAGCCAGGAUCGUAAGACCACAUAUACAGCUUCUAAGCUAAAGAAGGAUCAAUAAAUAUCCGAUUCUUCAUAGGAAACAAGGAGCACAUUUGUUCAUUACCCACUUUAGCAAUACGCUGGUGUUGCUUGGGGGGUUUUAUUAGAGAUCCUUAAAUUACGAUGAAGCGUCAUGCAGAUACCCCACUUCUUUUCUGGAGAGAAAAUAACAGGCGAAAUAUGAUGCUACAAAAUAUAGUUAUGUACCUACGUUUUGCCCUCUUGAACAUUUUUGGUUGUUUCGAUAAAUUGUUUUCCUUCAAACGUUGGUGUUUAUGGGCAUCAUAUUAUGAUCAAUUUGUAUGAAUUAUAGAUCUAUGUACAUUUGGACAACAAAAACAAAAUUUAGAACAAAGUAUCAGAACA